AUGAAACUCAUAAUUAUAGGAUUAUGUCUUUUAAUCUUGGUAACAAGUUAAAGAAUUAGUAUUAAUGAUCAAAAUUGCAAUAAAUAUUUGCAAAAAUUUGGUACUGCAAAUAAUCCAGAUGGAACUGGAGCAACUAAAAUAGCAUUUACAGGUGAUGUUGCAUUUAUUACCAACUCAACAAGCGUGAAAGUAAAAUUAAGAUAUUCAGAUGUGGAUUUGUUUAAUGAUCCAACAUACUUUGGUCUUGUUUAAGAAGAUGGAAAAAAAGCAGAAACCACAUGUCUUGACCUUAAAUUAUGGAAAUUCACUUCAAAUACUUAUUCUGACCCAGUUUAAGUUACAGAUUUACCCAUAACAAAUGAAAACAACAAUCAAAAAUAAUGGAGAUAUUAUUCAUUUACUAUUCCAGGAGAUCAAUUAGGUUCAAAAUUAGUGGUUACUUAAAAUAGUGCACAAUUUAUUUACAAAGGAUACUUUGCUAUUGCUUAUUAUGCUGCAGGUACUGAUCAAGUUCAAUAUACCUUCUAUUUUGAAUUCUAAGUUACAGUAGACAAAGCAAGUGGAGCUUCAGUUGAUACUGCUUUCAAACCAUUAAGUUAAUCAUCUACUUUAGGCUGUACUCCUUCAGCUAGUUGUAAUACAAAGGCUGAUACUGUUUUAAAAUGGUGCACAGAUUUGACAUGCACAAAAUUUAGUACUCCAGAUUUACAUUUGAAUGAUCAAUUUGUUUUAUUGUAACAAGUAACUACACUUGGAAUGGAUUACUAUUUGGUUGGAACUGAAGUUUGGUACACUGGUAAUGGAUUGAAUAAAAAGGCCAUAAUAAUAUCAAUCAAUAAUUCAAAGAAAGGAUAAGUCAUUAUCCAGUUAAAGGCUGAAAUUGCUUGGACCGGAGUUACUAUCAAAGCUACCUCAACUUUGUCAACAACCUAAGGAAGAAGAAUUUUGGUUUAAACCACAUUUGAUACAGUAAGUGGUGAAACAGAAGAAAUUACCUGCAUUAAAGCAGAAGGAGCAGACACUUGUCCCACAUGUUAAUAAGAAAAAAAUGCUAAUGGAUUUUAUAGUGAUAAUUGUAAAGGAGAUGUUGAAGAAGAAGAUGAUGAAGUGAAACAUCCAAGUUCUAAUGGAUUCACAUUAUUUGGUUUCUUUACUUUGUUGCUAUUCGCAAUAAUAUGA
Molecule: messenger RNA, 1179 nt
Organism: Paramecium tetraurelia
Lineage: Eukaryota; Ciliophora; Oligohymenophorea; Peniculida; Parameciidae
Exons: 1
Source: RefSeq, a predicted model, not a curated record